Messenger RNA from Colossoma macropomum (tambaqui), 2263 nucleotides. RefSeq names its product integral membrane protein 2Bb (gene itm2bb). Gene Ontology annotation, molecular function: amyloid-beta binding. NCBI's taxonomy places the organism in Eukaryota, Metazoa, Chordata, Actinopteri, Characiformes, Serrasalmidae. The record is from RefSeq and is a predicted model, not a curated record. Bases 121 to 909 code for a protein of 262 amino acids. Gene Ontology annotation, cellular component: extracellular exosome; Golgi apparatus; plasma membrane. The transcript has 6 exons. Gene Ontology annotation, biological process: negative regulation of amyloid precursor protein biosynthetic process.
CAUCUGUAUCUGCGUCACAGCCAAAACACUGCUGCUCGGGUGAGGACAUCACAGCUCCGAACCACCGUUCGCCCUCUACCCCCUUUUUCUUCUGGAAAUCGUUCCCUAGACAGCUUCAUCAUGGUCAAAGUGACGUUCAACACGGCCCUGGCCCAGAAGGACGUGAAAAAGGACAGCGAGACGCUCAUUCCGGACGGCAAGGACCCCGAGGCGCCAGAGUUUGUGGUCCGCCAGUCAAGGGCUUGGUGCUGGUGCUUCUGCCUGGGACUGGCCCUCAUGCUCUCAGGUGUGGUCGUGGGAGGAGCUUACCUGUACAGGUACUACGUGCUGAAGGAGGGGCAGGUGUUCGUGUGCGGGGUGAGGUACCGCGAGGACGACUACAGGGUUGCAGACUACAACGAGGAGGACGAUGGGAUGCCGGAGGAGCCUGCCGUCAGUCUUCGCAGCAUUCAGGAGACGGUGCGCGUGAUGGAGGAUGACGAGAUGACGCUUAUCCACGUCCCCGUGCCUGAAUUCGGCGACAGCGACCCGGCCGACAUCGUCCACGACUUCAACAAGGGGCUGACAGCAUAUCUGGACCUGAGCCUGGACAAGUGCUACGUGAUCACUCUCAACACGUCUGUGGUCAUGCCCCCCCGAGACCUGGUGGAUCUGCUCAUCAACAUUAAGGCUGGUACCUACCUGCCACAGACAUACCUGGUGCAUGAGCAGAUGAUGGUGACUGAGAAAUUGGAUGACAUGGACCAGCUGGGCUUCUUCAUCAGCAAACUUUGCAGAGGCAAAGACACCUACAGACUGCACCGCCGAGACACCAUACUGGGCAUGCAGAAGCGCGAGGCUCUGAACUGCCACAAGAUCCGCCAUUUCGAGAACAAGUUCGUCGUGGAGACCGAGAUCUGCGAGCCGUGAGAAAAAAAGAAAGAAAACGAGAGAAGGAGACGGAGGAAGCGACUGAGCUUCUCUCACACAGCAGCAGCUUUUUUUUUUUAAAAAAACCACCACCACACUGUGGUGAAGUUUUUUUCAUCUGUUUAUUUUGUAGGCCUUCCUCCUGUACCUUUGUAGCUACAAUGUGAAAGUGUGUUCGAGGUUUUUAAUUUUCUCUAAGCUUUAAGCAUGUCUAAUACUCUUUCAGAGGUAGAAUGUUUCUGAAACGAUAAGGGGAAAGUGCAAAAGAAAGAGCGAGUGUAUAUGUAUGCGUGUUUCUCAUUAAGGAUAUUCUUUACAGUUCUUUUAACUGAUUUGUAGGGGUCCAAGCACCACUUCUUCUACUGAUAUUUGAUGAUAUUUGCUUGACAUUUUCUGAGUGAGAUAAGACGAAACGCUUUAGAAAAUCUGUAAAAAUAGUAACUGCACAAAGUGGCUGGUGAUGAUAUAGAAAUGAUUAUAUUUUUUCGAGGAGUUGAAGAGGAAAUUCUGCAGUGAUUUUUAUACCACUAAGCUAUACGUGAACUAAAGUUUGCUUUUUGUUUUUACUCCUGUCGAGUUUAGCUUUUAAAAGUUUAUAUUUGAAUAGUUGGACUGAUUUCCUGAAGAAAUGGAAUGAUAAAGGAUAUACAGUACCGUUCAAAAGUCUGGAAUUGGCAUAUAAGUAAUUUUUAUUUUAUUAAUUAACAAGAUACACAAUCUAGAUUCAAGUAUUAUAAACUGGACACCAAAAGUUUUUUUUUUUUGUUAAUUUUUUAAAUAAUAAUUGUUGAGAACGGCAAAAAAUUAAUAAGUGUUAAAUAAUAUACUUUGUAAGUUUAUGGUCAUUUCUUAGCAAAUUAUGAUCCUCAAAAUUCGAUCACUACUUUUGAAAUAUGAGGAAAUCUGGAAAUUCAAGGUGGGGUCAUCAAUUUUAGUGGACGUCAACUGUUUUAAACCUCGAUUGUCACAGAUAAAGUGACACUAGCGGACAUCAACACAGCUAAAUUGCUAGCUAACUUUAACCAACAAAGCUAACACAGUUUAUAUUAAUAAAAUCGAUGAUUCCAGACUUUUGAAUGGUAGUGUAUAAUCGAAAUUUAGGAAAAAAUUACAUGGAUAAUUAUAUCCUUUUAAAAAUGUUCAGGUUUUCACUUGAGUAGUUUCUAAUUUCAAAUUGAAAAUUCAUGCAAUAACAGAGCUUUAUUAAUAGCGGCAAGAAAAUGUUUGUAUCACGCGGAGCACAGUACUAUAGAAGUGCUUCGGAAUGUACCACAUAGUCCAGAGAAGCUAUAAUGCUAAACUUGUGUAUAAAAUUCCUGUGAAAGGAACAAAAUAAAGUCUUAAACUUUCUUCA